CGCAGUUCUCAGCCUUCCCUACCAAUGGAGCAGACCUCUAUGAGGAGCUCAAGAGCUCCACUGCCAUCCUGCCAACCGGCAGCCCCAGGUGGGUGCCCAGUGAGCUGUGCUGUGGUGAUGCCCCCAGUGUGCUCAAUGUUGUCCCAUUUGUCUCCAGCAGUUGUCACCAACCCCAGCCUGGCUGUGCCCAUUGAGAGCAGAGGUGACUUUUCAUGUCCUGUGGCUGUGAAGUCAGCUGGUCUCUGUCCCUUGAGGGAUGACACUGCCGUUGUUGUCCUUGCAAGAGCCUGCACAUCUCUUGGAAUUGGCUGUAUGUCUCAGUUCUAGACUAGAGAAUGUGCUGCCCUCAGCCUUCCCCUUGAGAAGAGAGUUAUGGAUCUGGGAGGGUUUGGAGUGAUGAUUUCCCAAGGCUGGGCAAAGAGAUGACUUGCUCUUUGUUGCCCAGGCUUAUUUCUCUUUCUCCAGUCUCCUUGUUGGCUUGUUACAGUGGGGAUGCAGAGAAACCCCAGAUGUUCAAACCUGGCUCCCAGGCUCUUUCCCAUCUCAGCAUGAUUCUCUUGCACUGCAGAGCUGCUGCAGCCCACCGUGUAUGGAGAGUCAGGGCUGGAGGGUGGGAGCAGAGCCCAUGUCUUCUUUGUGAAGUGGAUGAUAGCUUGGACCAGCUGCUGGACGCAGGGCUGUACACCGGGGAGGUGACAGAGCUGGCAGGAGCACCAGGCAGUGGGAAAACACAGGUGUGCCUCAGUAUCGCGGCCAGCGUGUCCCUCGGCCUCAGGCAGCACGUCGUCUUCCUCGACUCCACGGGGGGGUUCACUGCUUCCCGCCUCUACCAGAUGCUCCAGUCCCGGGUGGAGGACAAGGAGGAGCAGCUGGAGGCCCUGCAGCGGGUGCAGGUGAUCCGCGUGUUUGACAUCUACGAGAUGCUGCGUGCCCUGCAUGAAGUGCGGGACUGCCUCUCCCAACAGGUGGAGAGCUCGGCGGGGCCGCUCAAGGCAGUGCUCAUUGAUUCCGUGUCAGCCGUGCUGUCCCCGCUGCUGGGUGGCCAGCAGUCAGAGGGCUUGGCCAUCAUGAUGCAACUGGCCCGGGAGCUGAAGACAUUGGCCAAGGAGUUCAGCGUGGUGGUGCUGGUGACCAACCAGGUGACAAGGGACAGCAGCACCGGCGCUCUCAAGUCAGCACUUGGCCGCUCCUGGAGCUUCGUGCCCAGCACCCGUGUGCUGCUGCAGGGCAGAGCAGCGCCGUGGGAGGAGGGCACUGCUCCACACACUGCCUGCUUGGCCAAGUCACCGCGCCAGCCAACAGGGAUACAGGUGCAGCUGGAUAUUGGCAACAAUUAUGUGCAGAAACAGAGGCCAGCGACACCCACACCAUGACCCUGAUGGGGACAGAAAAGCAAAUGUCAAGGUCUGGGAGAGCUGUAAAAAAAACUAUGCAGACACAGCACAUACUGCCUCUGAGUCCCACAGCACAGAACAGUUCCUGUUCUUCUGCCUUGUGAGAAAACGUGUGUGGGGUUCCCUGGAGAGCUCUCUUGGCACAUGUGUGGUUGGCAUGGGGCAGGCAGGACCCCUCCUCUGCCACCAGUGGGGCUGUCCCAUCCUUGGCAUUGCAUUGGUUUGUGGUUUUGUUCCCACCUCAUAACUGCUGCCUUGGGCAGCCCAUGGUGCUCUUGGUUGAGAAAUAAAGGUGUUGCACACUGUUACAGUC
Molecule: messenger RNA, 1707 nt
Organism: Lagopus leucura (white-tailed ptarmigan)
Lineage: Eukaryota; Metazoa; Chordata; Aves; Galliformes; Phasianidae
Gene: RAD51D
Product: RAD51 paralog D
Exons: 8
Coding region: 423-1373 (316 amino acids)
Biological process (GO): DNA strand invasion; reciprocal meiotic recombination; double-strand break repair via homologous recombination
Cellular component (GO): replication fork; Rad51B-Rad51C-Rad51D-XRCC2 complex; centrosome
Molecular function (GO): four-way junction DNA binding; single-stranded DNA binding; ATP binding
Source: RefSeq, a predicted model, not a curated record